AUGGCACCGUACCAAAAGUGGCCUAUUUACGCCACCAAAAGGAUGGUAGAAAUCAUUCCGAACCUAUGUAUGGAGGGGAAAAGGCACACAGUAGUCGCCAAUGUUAUGUUUCACUGCCUUGGGUCAGGAAUCUUAGAUAAGGAGUAUAACACAGUGUUUCGAAACGAAUACAUGGAGACCCUGAACCAUCUGUUUAACAAUCGCAUGAAGGAGGAGAAUGGUGUAAAUUCGCACGAGGGUGUAAAGGAGCUGGUGUUUUCUCCAUUUAACCAAAGGCUGGUGAAUGAAGUGAGUCCGAGCAUAUACGCAACUCAAAGGGACCACCUAAUCUCAUCGUUGGAAGAGUCGCUGAAGAAUUUUUCAAUGUACUAUACGGACGUGAAGGAAAACAUUGAUCUGAACAGAAUGUAUCACUCAGUUGGAGUGGACUUUGUGAAACUAAUAAAGCUACUGAGACUGGAACACAAGCUUGAGGAGCUCAGUGCAGAUGUAAUAAACGACUUUUUUAAGGAGUCGAUAGGAAGCAGAGAGUUCCAUAAGGUUAUGGAGUUUCUGCAAAUGCUAAUGGCAAAGAAGGAAUUGGAUAUGUUCACACCAUUUGUAAAAGGAUCAGUGAGACUGGUAGAAGUGUUAGUUGGAGUGGUAGAAACAGAGUCGAGAACAGUGUUGGAGCAGUUCUAUAGGCAGAUUCCUAAGGAACUACACACCCAGUGUUUAAAGUUUCUGAGGUCAACGGAUCCGAAUACAGGUUUAUUGAUAUACGAUUGGGGUUACAGUGAGUCUGAAUUAAUAUUGAGUGGUAACCUAGAAAAUGUGAGCGGACAACCACAAAGAGCAUGCUCUAGGGCUGAUGAAGAGACACGUAACAACACAGUACUAGAUAGAGUACUCGUGAAUAACAUAGCAAGCCUGUAUUCAGCACUCCAGACUCUGAAAACACUAAGUAAACAGGGAGUCAGAGGGUCAAAUAAAAAUUUUCAAAAUGAACUCAGAAGUAGCAUAUCGGUCCACUUUGAACCAGACAUAGUGGUGAUAUCAACGCACAGGGACGUAUUUGUAAUAGACACACUAAUAAGAGAUUCACUGUACAAGGCGUCACUGUACAAACUGCUCGACUUUGUAUGGUCGUCAGAGUUAACUAAAAUAGGCCACAACAUAAUGUUGAACAUGGCAAAGCUAUCGUGCCAAUUUGAAGAACCAUUCAGGAAAUAUAACAAAAUAGUGGACCUAAACGACAAGAGAGUUAAGAAGAUCAAGGUGCACAAUGAAGAUGGAGCAUAUGAGACUAGUCAAUUUAGAUCAACAGGGAUCACCAGGAACUUGAAUGGCUUGCUACAGGAGUAUAACGUAGGAGUGCCUCCCAGAAAAAAAUGGAACGGCAUGAGACCAAUACCAGUUGAAAGAGUAAAAUACCUAUCAAUAGUAGCAAGAGGGAUGCUGUCAAUCGAAUAUCAGCUCAGAUCGCAAGGAUGGAUGCCGUCAUCAAUUUGCGCUAGCUCCUCCGAAGAAAAGACGAAAAUAGAGGUGUAUCCAUUCGAUAGUAAGAGAAAUAAAGGAGUAAAAGAUCUAGGUUCAGAGAAAAACAGUGACCCUGAUAGCGUUGAAAUAUCAGAGAAAACUGAAGAUUUCCUUUAA
Messenger RNA from Theileria orientalis strain Shintoku, 1635 nucleotides. RefSeq lists its product as hypothetical. The record is from RefSeq and is a predicted model, not a curated record. The transcript has 6 exons. The coding region runs from base 1 to 1635 and encodes 544 amino acids. NCBI's taxonomy places the organism in Eukaryota, Apicomplexa, Aconoidasida, Piroplasmida, Theileriidae.